AUGCAUACAGAGUAUUCGGAGAUACACUUCACCGUCGUCGAUGGAAAUGUUUUGAGUAUAACUACUUCAUUUGCUUUCGUGUCUCAUAUCAGUGAAGGAGUCCUUAUCACUGAAGGAUGCUCCCAAAUUGUCUCCAUGAAAGCCCACGAAGAGACUUGUCUAAUAACAGAUGGUAUUGAAAGUUGUACCUUUAACGAAGCAAUGCUAAUCUCGCUCCAACCCCUACAACAAGAAACCUGCAUCACACUGAAGGACCACGACAGUCACCCGCUCGGCAUAGUAUCGAUGAAGGUCAAUGGCAUCCAGUUUCAGUGUCGGAAGAACAUCGAGUUUUUCACUCGAGAUCACCACCUGACCUCUGAAUCCGUUCACCGAUGCUACUCUGCAGGAAGCUGCAAAGAAGAUGCAUGCGAAAACACGUCAGCAACCGAUAAAAUCAAGGAAUUUUCGUUCACAGCAAACAACAGUCCUGGGUACACGUUCUGUUCACAAAGUUGCGGAUGUCUAACAUGUGAUGGCUGCUUCUUCUGCCAACCGAGCUGCCUUUUUUACAGGAUUUUCGCUGUACCAACCACUACAACAGUUCUCAUAGGGAACAAUUGUUCCACAACUACCAAUAUUAGCGUCGACAUUCGCAGAAACGGACUAUUCCACCUCAAUUGUCAAACCUGCUCAUCGAGGACAGCUCACACCUCACAGCAUUGGACAAUUGCAAUGCUCUACAACAGCACGCAGAUCUGUUCAACUGUUCGUUCUCCCAUAAUGCGUGCAAAUGCACUCAAUGGUCUGCACAAGGCGUCAUGUGUCUGCAGUCCUGGUAGCGUCGCGGAUCUCAUGCUACAAUCGCCUUUACCACAGACUUCCAAGAAUUACAUCAUCUUCUCCGACAACAAAAAUGUAUUCGCCAAAAUCAAUGUUGGAUCAGCUCUACAAAUACACUUCGUAGCCGAAAAUAUGAAGGUAACAAGUCGUCAAUCGAACAGCACCUGCACCAUCGAAGCAAGCGAUCUCAUCGGAUGCUAUAGCUGCAUCGCAGGCGCUGAACUGACUCUCUACUGCCAAUCCACGAAUAUCGAAUGCCCCUUCCAGACGCAGAUAGCACGCUGUACUCCAACAGGCUACAUCAACACUCUCAAAUUCCACUUCGACACUUCCACAGUCUCUACUGAAUGUAAAGCUUCUUGCCCAGGAGGAAUCACACCCUUCACAAUGAAAGGAUCACUACACUACGUGGACGACAACCUCAUUAAGAGCGACCUACACUCAGAAGGAGAAUCAAGAGACGUUCCAAUGGACACAACAUUUUUGGAAGAUCUAUCCUCUAAAGUUAAUAAUUUCAUUAACAAAAUAACAAGUCUAUUUCCUAGUAACUUCAUUGUAAACACUUUACUCUAUCUUUUGUUAACUUUCUUCGCCAUCCAAUUUUUUUAUCGCACUGUAAUGCUUUACGUGGCCUCCAAAUUUUCCAAAAAGGACCAAUGA
Messenger RNA from Cooperia oncophora, 1482 nucleotides. NCBI's taxonomy places the organism in Eukaryota, Metazoa, Nematoda, Chromadorea, Rhabditida, Trichostrongylidae. The record is from the annotation of a GenBank genome assembly.